AUGUCUGCUGCCGCACAAUCCAGCGCCGCGUCCACCUCUUCGGUCGGCAAUGCCGACAUCGACUUGGCCGCCACGACCUUCAAGCGCCUCCAUCCUGUCGCCUACCUCUCGCGCUUCCUCGAUUCGUCGGCGCGCGAAGACGGUCGCCCUCUUGCCGCAUUCCGUGAUGCUACGAUCUCGCUUGGAUCCAUCUCGACCGCAGAUGGCUCCUCCUUCGUCCGCAUCGGCAACACCUCUUGCAUCGCCGCUGUAAAGGCAGAGAUCGCAUCACCACAGCUCUCCCGUUCGCGCCAGGGCUACCUCAUCCCCAACGUCGAGCUGCCUGCCGUCUGCUCAUCCAAGUUCAAAGCAGGUGCUCCCGGCCCCGAAGCCCAGGUCCUGACUAGCAGACUGCUGGCCCUGUUGAACAGCUCCAAUGUUCUUGACCGCGACCAGCUGUGCAUCCAAGAGGGACAGGCCGUUUGGUGUCUCUACCUCGACAUCAGCUUCAUCUGCUUUGAUGGCAACGCCCUCGAUGCCGCAGCGCUAGCCACCGUAGCUGCACUCAGCAACACAACACUGCCAAAAGCGACAUACGACCCGGACUCCGAAGUGGUUCGGUGCUCUUCCUCCCCAGCCGACCGCGUCGCUCUGCAGAUGGGCAGCAUCCCCUUCGCCUCGUCCUUUGCCAUCUUCGAGAACAAGCAUCUGCUCAGCGACCCCACCGCCUUCGAGGCCGCCCUCGCCUCCUCCCACAUCACCAUCGCCCUCUCGCUAGACCCGCAGGCCUCCACACAGUCCAACACCGAGCCCAUCGUCACCUACAUCCACCAAUCGGGUCGUCUAGCCACGACCACCUCUGAUCCACCCAGCCAUGCGACCGAUCAGCAGAACCUCCAGACGUGCAUCGACCGCGCCCACGCCCGUGCAACCAUCCUCGCUGCACUUCUCCGCCAGGCCCCCUCUUCAUCCGCAUGA
This is a messenger RNA of Moesziomyces antarcticus, 957 nucleotides long. Its product is annotated as exosome component 8. Lineage: Eukaryota; Fungi; Basidiomycota; Ustilaginomycetes; Ustilaginales; Ustilaginaceae. Gene Ontology annotation, cellular component: nuclear exosome (RNase complex); cytoplasmic exosome (RNase complex). The transcript has 2 exons. Gene Ontology annotation, biological process: TRAMP-dependent tRNA surveillance pathway; U4 snRNA 3'-end processing; nuclear polyadenylation-dependent rRNA catabolic process. The record is from RefSeq and is a predicted model, not a curated record. Bases 1 to 957 code for a protein of 318 amino acids.